This is a messenger RNA of Rhineura floridana, 2995 nucleotides long. RefSeq names its product mitogen-activated protein kinase kinase kinase kinase 1 (gene MAP4K1). The record is from RefSeq and is a predicted model, not a curated record. Bases 143 to 2659 code for a protein of 838 amino acids. The transcript is spliced from 32 exons. Gene Ontology annotation, molecular function: ATP binding; MAP kinase kinase kinase kinase activity. Gene Ontology annotation, biological process: protein phosphorylation. NCBI's taxonomy places the organism in Eukaryota, Metazoa, Chordata, Lepidosauria, Squamata, Rhineuridae.
CCAAUCAUGCUUCAAAUCAGGAAGCAGAACCCUGAGAAUUUUAUCAGUGCCCUGACCACAUUGCUGCUGACGCCCACACACAGAGAGACACAGAGACUUUGCAAACCUCCUCCUUGAGAGGGGAGGGGGGAAGCGCUGAACAAUGGAUGCCCAAGAAAGAGCAGCCCUAGAUAUUUCUACCAGAAACCCACAAGAGGACUUUGAACUUCUGCAGAGAGUUGGCGGAGGGACCUACGGGGAAGUCUAUAAGGCAAGGAACAAGGAGACGGGGAAACUGGCUGCUAUCAAAAUGGUAAAGAUGGAAGCAGACGAUGACUGCGCCACCAUUCAGCAAGAGAUCUUGAUGGUGAAGACCUGCCAACAUCACAACAUUGUAGCCUAUUAUGGCAGCUACCUCCGGGUUAACAAGCUGUGGAUUUGCAUGGAGUUCUGUGGUGGAGGAUCUCUUCAGGACAUCUACCAAGUCACCGGGCCCCUGUCAGAGCUGCAGAUCGCCUACGUAUGCCGUGAAACACUGCAAGGUCUGGCUUAUCUUCACAACCAGGGGAAGAUCCAUAGAGACAUCAAGGGAGCCAACGUUCUCCUCAACGACCACGGGCAAGUCAAACUGGCGGAUUUUGGAAUCUCUGCCCAACUCAGUGCUACCUUUGCCCGGAGAAUGUCUUUCAUUGGCACCCCUUACUGGAUGGCCCCAGAGGUGGCAGCGGUGGAACUGAAAGGCGGGUACAAUGAGCUGUGCGAUGUGUGGUCAGUGGGGAUCACCGCUAUUGAGCUUGCAGAGCUUCAGCCCCCCAUGUUUGACUUACAUCCUUUGCGGGUCCUGGUCCUGAUGACAAAGAGUGGCUACCAGCCCCCAAAGCUCAAGGAGAAAGCCCGGUGGACUGCGGCCUUCCACAACUUUGUCAAGGUGGCGUUAACCAAGAACCCCAAGAAGCGGCCCACUGCCUCCAAGAUGCUGACUCAUCAGUUCAUUGCUCAGCCAGGACUGAGCCUCAGCCUGACCCUUGACCUCCUGGAGAAGCUGCGGGAUCCCGACAAGCUGCCCAGCUGCAGAGGUGAGACGGAUGAAGAGGAGCAAGAGCCACCUCCACCUCCAGUGCCUCGAAGGAUUCGCUCCAGCCAACGGCAGGGCGUGACCUCAUCUGGAUGCACCACCUCCACGGUGCAUGAUUUCGGCCUCGCUCUUGGAAACAGGCAGACUCUGGAGUCCCCAAACUUUACGGAAAUCACUGCGGACCCUGGUUAUGGUACUGGCAGCCUUCUCUACGUCUCCACAUUGGCUCGCAGGGAGGACAUAGCCAACUCAGACGAUGAUUACGAUGAUGUGGACAUACCCAGCAGCUAUAAUACAAGCAGUGACACCUCAGCUCUUGACCUCCCACCCCCGCUGCCCCCCAAGCCCAAGCUCUGGAUCCUAUCCGAUGAGACUGCAGUGGACCGAUCUUCUCCGUGGUGUCCCGCCAAACCCAUAUUCCGGGGACGGUGCUCCAGUGGGCCCGUGACAGGACGAGCCCCUCAACCAGCUAUGCCGAUGGGGGCCCAGGCCUCCCACCUCACUGCCAAAUCAGUUCCUGAACUGCGGCCAAUCCCCCAGGCCGAUGGACCCCCCAUUCUCCCACCCAAGCCGGAGAAGCAGAAACCCGAGAGGGUGCUCUUCAAGAAGGUUUUUGACGAGUGCCCCUUACGUGUCACCUCAGCUACUGCUUGGACCCACCCAAAUACCAACGAGCCGCACUUCAUUCUGGGUGCUGAAGAAGGGAUCUUUGCCUUGAACCGAAGCGAGUCAGAGCCCACCCUAGAGCUGCUCUAUUACAGCCGCACGACUUGGGUAUACUGCAUUGGAAGUGUCCUCAUGUCACUUUCUGGCAAGGCCUCCCAGCUCUUCUCCCACAACGUGCUGGGCCUCUAUGAGCAGAGCAGACGAGACCAGCGCCCCGGCAUGUACAUUUCCUCCCACCGGCUAUUACCCAGGAAAAACGCCACCACCACCAAGAUUCCGGAUACUAAAGGAUGCCAGAGAUGCUGCGCAGCCAGGAACACGCAGACUGGCUGCCACUAUCUAUGCGGGGCACUGGAGGGAAGCGUGGUGCUGCUGCAAUGGUACGAGCCCAUGCAGAAGUUCAUGCUGGUCAAGCAUUUUGACUUCCCACUCCCCUCGCCGCUUCCCAUCUUUGAGAUGCUGACGUCUCCUGGUGAGGAAUACCCAGCAGUCUGCAUCGGCGUGAGCAAGGGGCCACCAGGCCAGGAAGUGCAGUUCCAGAUCAUCAACCUCAACUCUCUGACCUCCUGGUUCAUUGAUGAUGACAGCGAACCUGCGUGUUCUGGCCCAGUACAGGUGACCCAGCUGGACAACAAGACUGUGCUGGUUCUGAUGGAGAGGAGCAUCCACUUUGUCAGCCCCCAAGGCUUGCUACUUCAGAGCUCCCCAGAACUCACCUUUGGCAUGGCAGUGGAGUCAGUCGCGGUGGUGCAGAACUGUGUGCAUGCAAUUUGGCGCCAUGGUGUGCAGACAUGGCUUCUUGGAUCAAAACAGUUGCAACAGGAGGUGCAGGAUCAGCGGUGGACCUUCCGUUUAAUAGGAAACUCCAGCACCAUCGUGGUAGAGACGCGGCCUGUGGACAAUCCCAACUCCACCAGCAAUCUCUACGUGCCGGAAUGACACUCGCCACACAUCAAUCUAUCAAUUGUGCAAACGUGUACAAAGACCCCAGGCCGUCCCAACCCUGUCUCCAGGCCUCGUAGGUAUACAUCUCAGGCAUGGAUAGCCUUGUAGGAGGAGAUGAGGUGGGGGGAAGAGAGGAAGGAGCCAGCCUGCCUCCGUGCUGCUCCAAAAGGACCACUUGGCAUUUGGCCUGCAGCUUCUCCCCAACAGACACAAAAGGGAUAUCAGGCUCCUGGUUUUGCAUCUUUACAUAUGACUCCACCCUGGUUAAAAAAAUGUGUUCCAAUUUUGUUCUCCUUUGAUUGUUUUUAAUAAAGAGCCCAUAAAAGUGUU